ACAUGCAGAGCAGAAGAGAGGGGCAGCAGUGAGGCGCUUUGAUAAAACCGGAAUAUCAGCUCGGUGUAGCGCCACUGAGAGCUGCGCCACGGUGAGGCAGAGCACGGCACGGCUAGGACAGAGCACCGGACUGGGCGAAUGCAGUCCUCAUCAGGGGCCACUGCUGCAUACUCCUUUCCACCAUUUUUGGAGAUAAAAGGACACUCAGAGUAAGCUUUGUCGAGAGAGGGCAGAGGUGUCUAGCUCCACCGAAUAUUUCCCCGGAUUUUACCUCUAGAAAAAUUAGCCAGGGGACAGGGGACACGUCUCAGUUAUCACCAGUUCACGGUCUGUAGCCGUCGAUAGCAGCCCGAGUGUGAAUGCCCGUCGGUCAGUUGGCAAACUAUUUCUUGCUCUGAGUGUUUUUAAAGAGCCGGUGGGGUGUACAACACAGGAGUAUUGUCGGUAAAGCCGUGUGGGUAGGAGUCGACUGUCCGCCAUGGAGAACGCUCACACGAAGAGUGUUGAAGAAGUUUACAGUUAUUUCUGCGUCAAUGAAAGCACAGGACUUGCCUUGGACGAGGUGAAACGACAGAGGGAAAAAUGGGGCCUAAACGAGUUACCAGCAGAGGAAGGAAAAUCUUUAUGGGAGCUUGUUGUUGAACAGUUUGAGGAUUUACUUGUUCGAAUUCUUCUGCUGGCCGCAUGUAUAUCUUUUGUAUUGGCCUGGUUUGAGGAGGGAGAAGAAACUAUCACAGCCUUUGUGGAGCCUUUUGUAAUCUUACUUAUUCUUAUAGCCAACGCCAUUGUUGGUGUGUGGCAGGAACGUAAUGCUGAGGAUGCCAUUGAAGCCCUUAAGGAGUAUGAACCUGAGAUGGGUAAAGUGUACCGCCAGGACAGGAAAACUGUCCAAAGGAUCAAGGCCAAAGACAUCGUGCCUGGUGACAUUGUGGAAGUCGCUGUUGGAGACAAGGUGCCUGCUGACAUCCGUAUCUGUUCAAUCAAAUCAACAACUCUGAGGGUAGACCAGUCCAUUCUGACUGGCGAGUCUGUUUCAGUUAUCAAACACACCGACCCUGUGCCUGACCCCCGUGCCGUCAAUCAGGACAAGAAGAACAUGCUCUUCUCUGGCACCAACAUUGCUGCUGGCAAGGCUGUGGGUGUGGUGGUAGCCACCGGUGUCAACACAGAGAUCGGUAAGAUCCGUGAUGAGAUGGCGGCCACCGAGCAGGAGAAGACACCCCUCCAGCAGAAGCUGGAUGAGUUCGGUGAGCAGCUGUCAAAGGUCAUCUCUCUCAUCUGCAUUGCUGUGUGGAUCAUCAAUAUCGGGCACUUCAAUGACCCCGUGCACGGAGGCUCCUGGAUCCGUGGUGCUGUUUACUACUUCAAGAUCGCCGUAGCGCUGGCUGUGGCCGCCAUCCCUGAGGGUCUGCCUGCCGUCAUCACCACCUGCCUGGCUCUGGGCACCCGCCGCAUGGCCAAGAAGAAUGCCAUUGUGCGCAGCCUGCCGUCCGUGGAGACCCUGGGCUGCACCUCUGUCAUCUGCUCUGACAAGACAGGCACCCUCACCACCAACCAGAUGUCUGUCUGCAGGAUGUUCAUUGUUAACAAAUCCGAAGGCGACAGCUGCUCUCUGGCAGAGUUCACCAUCACAGGUUCUACCUAUGCACCUGAAGGAGAAGUCUACCACGAUGGCAAACAAGUGAAAUCCUCCCAGUAUGAUGCCCUGGUUGAAAUGGCCACCAUCUGUGCCCUGUGUAAUGACUCCUCUUUGGACUUCAAUGAGGCUAAGGGUGUGUAUGAGAAGGUUGGCGAGGCCACAGAAACUGCUCUGACCUGCCUGGUGGAGAAGAUGAACGCCUUUGACACAGACAUCCACCACCUGUCUAAGAUUGACAGAGCCAACGCAUGCAACUCUGUGAUCAAACAGCUGAUGAAGAAGGAGUUCACCCUGGAGUUCUCCAGAGACAGGAAGUCCAUGUCUGUCUACUGCACCCCCAACAAAUCCCGCUCCUCCAUGGGCAAGAUGUUUGUAAAGGGUGCUCCGGAGGGAGUUAUUGAGAGAUGCACUCAUGUCAGAGUGGGCAACAGCAAGGUUCCCCUCAGCCAAGGCAUCAAGGACAAAAUCUUGUCUGUGAUCCGUGAGUACGGGACGGGCCGUGACACUCUGAGGUGCCUUGCCCUGGCGACGCGAGACAGCCCACCCAAGAUGGAGGACAUGAUACUGUCUGACACCGCCAAAUUUUCCGAGUAUGAGUCUGAGCUGACCUUCGUAGGCUGUGUCGGCAUGCUGGACCCCCCUAGACAAGAGGUCGCAGCCUCAAUCAAGCUGUGCCGCCAGGCCGGCAUUCGCGUCAUCAUGAUCACCGGGGACAACAAGGGCACAGCGGUGGCCAUCUGCCGCCGCAUCGGCAUCCUGACUGAGGAAGAUGAUAUCGAACGUAUGGCCUUCACUGGCCGUGAGUUUGAUGACCUGACGCCCUACGCCCAGCGUGAAGCUGUGACCCACGCACGCUGUUUUGCACGUGUGGAGCCCUCUCACAAGUCCAAGAUUGUUGAGUUCCUGCAGGGAUUCGACGAGAUCACAGCUAUGACAGGUGAUGGGGUGAAUGAUGCCCCUGCCUUAAAGAAGGCAGAGAUUGGCAUCGCCAUGGGCUCUGGCACUGCCGUGGCCAAGUCAGCCUCUGAGAUGGUCCUUGCUGAUGACAACUUCUCUUCUAUCGUGGCCGCUGUUGAGGAAGGCAGAGCUAUUUACAACAACAUGAAGCAGUUCAUAAGAUACCUUAUCUCGUCCAAUGUGGGGGAGGUGGUCUGCAUCUUCCUCACUGCUGCGUUGGGCUUCCCUGAGGCUCUGAUCCCAGUUCAGCUGCUUUGGGUCAACCUGGUGACUGAUGGCCUACCUGCCACUGCCCUUGGCUUCAACCCCCCAGACCUGGACAUUAUGGAGAGGCCUCCCCGCAACGCUAAGGAGCCCCUGAUCUCCGGCUGGCUCUUCUUCAGAUACUUGGCCAUUGGAGGCUAUGUGGGUGCUGCCACUGUAGGAGCUGCUGCCUGGUGGUUUACAGUUUCUGACGAAGGACCACAGGUCACCCUUUACCAGCUGAGCCACUUCCUCCAGUGCUCUCCAGACAACCCAGACUUUGAUGGCCUGGACUGCCAUGUGUUUGAGUCCCCUUACCCCAUGACCAUGGCACUGUCUGUGCUUGUUACCAUUGAGAUGUGCAAUGCUCUUAACAGUCUGUCGGAGAACCAGUCCCUGCUGCGUAUGCCUCCCUGGGAGAACAUUUGGCUGCUGGGGGCCAUCUGCCUCUCUAUGUCCCUCCACUUCCUCAUUCUCUAUGUGGAGCCGCUGCCUGUCAUCUUCCAGAUCACUCCUCUGGACUUCACCCAGUGGGUGAUGGUGCUGAAGAUCUCCCUGCCUGUCAUCCUGCUGGAUGAGCUGCUAAAGUUUGCGGCCAGGAACUACCUUGAAUCUGGUAAACAGCUGGACUUGCCAGCCAGCAAAGGCUCCUCCCUGCCUGCAUGCACGGAGGGCAUCUCCUGGCCCUUCGUGGUCGUCUCCCUCCCCCUGGUGUUGUGGAUCUACAGCACCGACACUAACGUGUCUGUCAUGUUUUGGCCCUGACUGACUCCAGUACACUACCUUCCCUGUGCACCAGUGUGAAGUGGACAUUAAUACACUCGUCUAACACAAUUAAAUUAACUUGGAACAGCUACGCCAACUAUAUCAUGAGGGUUCCAGUCAACACUUUUGCACCUGUUCUGACAGACGUGCUCUGUCUACUGUUAGAUCAUUUUUAAUACGAAUGUUUUCACCAUUCCAUCUAUGUUUUCUUUGACAUGUUAUUUUUUUGGGGGGUGGGCGGGGGCUAUUGUAAUGAACUGAGAUCUGACAUUAUGUCCAUGUGUCCUAAUUUCCCAUCAAGCUUUUUUUGUUUUUAUCCCCUUUUUUGAAAAAGCAAAGAGGCCCUUUAUGUAGGAGCUGUCUAUUGAGCUGUACAGAGAAUUAACACUAUUUUAUGAUGAUUAAUGUUUUGUAAUUUUGGGACAGAAUGUGGGGAUAAGAAUUAUGUUUGUGAAAAGGAUGUAAUUCUGAGGACCAUAUAGUUCAAAUUUAUUCUUUGGACACUAAUAUCUGGACAAAGACUUGGAUAUAUUUGCCCUGGCAUGAACUCCGAUCUCUAACCUUCAUUUUUGAACUCCGUGUAUCUAUCUUGUUCAUUCAUUAUUUUUCUGCAUUAGGCAGAGCACAGCUACCUCAUAUGCUGUUGAUAUGACCAUUACUACCCAUUUGUCGCAACAACCAUUUCAUAGAUACUGUCAUAUUUAGUGUUGAGGUAUGCACCACUUUGUUUUGCAGCAGACACAUGGCCUCAAACCCUCUCACACCUUUUAAAGUUAUUUUUAAAAAACUUUUUAGUUACAUUUUUGAUUGUUUUCUGUGCUCUUUGAGGGAAGACAGAACAUCGAUGUAAAUGUUACCUUGGUUUGAUUCAAAGAAAUUUUUGAUAUAGACUGUCGGUAAACUUGUUUACUUCAAGAAAACACAUUCUGUCUUGAUUUCUUUCUAGGUUCACUUUCAAGGUUCAGUCUUAAUCUUCAGUCCUAAUAAUAAUCUUUCUAAUUUAUGUAUAAUGUGCACAUACUGUACUUGAAUAUGUAAAAAGGCACCAAGAAGCUGAUACUCUUAUCAGCUAAGCACAACAUGGACUAUUUUUGGGGACCGGUGUGUGGUUUAGACUUGUUUGUACGUAUCAGCUAGCAGAGACUAUUCACCACAGCCCCGGUCGUGCUAUGGAAGGCUAAAAAAGACUUGGCGGAAGAGUCUGUAUAUCUGUAUAUAGCACACAAAGUAGUACCUGUAUGUAUAGAUUUGUUUGUUUACAUGCUCCAUACCUUUACACUAGUUGACUUGAGCGUGUUCUUAGCCAUAGGUAGGUAUUCUUGCAUGCCAGCUCCAAUAUUACCAGGCCAGUGAGCGCUUGAGUUUUGUUAAACCUAACUGUUGUUUCUUCCAAUGCCUUCCACAUGUUUACCUACAGAGUGAGUACACGUGACCUGCAUGCCCACAGCCCACUAGUGCUCGCUCAUCUUUGACAUGGUUACACACCUGGCUUUGCAGUCUGUCAUUGCUCAUAUUCAGGCUACUUACAGACGAACAGUUCGGUUGCCUUGAAAUGACAGCAAUAACAGCUCCUCUUGUUUUAUUUUAAAUUGGAAUAGCAGUUUUAUAUAUAUAUUUAUACUUUUGAUGGUACAAGUGUGAGAGGAGUAAAAUCAAGGUGGAGGGUUUCUUUCAAAAUGCCUUUGAUGUCACCAAGUGCCAGGUACACAUUGUGUAGUAAUAGCCUCCUUUGGUAUUGUACAUCCUGGCAGCAUAUCACUUGUGCCAGUUCUUUUUGAUUGUAGAGUGCAGGACCAUCUGCAGCAAGAAUUGGCAACGGGCAGAGGCACUGACUUUUGAGUGCCUCAUACAAUUACAGGAUGUGGAGUUUUUUUUUUUGUUUUGUUUUGUUUGUAAACAUUUGUCUCUUUAUUUUAUUGCAGCUUGUAUUUUGUAAUGAUUCUCUUGCUUGCACAUGGCAUGGCCUUUUACAUGUUUUCUCUGUAUGAAGAGAGCAAAUGCUUUUUACGUUGGCUUAUAAUCAUUUCAGUCCUUUGAUUUGGCUCUCCCUCUCUCUCUCUUUUUUCCCCUGCAGCUAAGGCCGCGUAGGCCCACCUCUACUCUAAAUUCCUUGCAGAAACUGUAAGGUUUUGUUUUCGUGUUGUGCAUGUGUGUUUUGAGCAGCACAUCUUCCAAGACCUGCAUGUCAGUGAAGAAAUACAAUCAAAGACAUGGCUCCUAUGAUUCAUGAAACAUUUUUAUCAAAUGGACAGAUAUUAAUUAAAUGUUCAAUUCAAAACAAGUCAGUCCCAUGUCCUCAGCACUUCCAUCCGCCUGCAUGAAGAGCCUUAGAUUAUCCUUCAACCUGAAGAGGACAAUUCUCAUGCCAUCUUUCUAGACUAAGAUGUUAAUAUCAGGUAGAGUAAAUGUACAAUAUUCCAUGGUGCAUGUCCUCUGAAGCAGCCAUCUGUUUUACCAAAUUUGUGUAAUAGGCAAUGUAUAGUAUUGGUACAUAGGCUAGAAAUUUGUCAAAUAGUACACCUGUAUAAUAAGCUCAAAAAUACUGGUCAUCUUUCCUAAGGAAAUACUUUUAUGGGAUAUGUAAAACCAAACAGACUCUUUGUUUUGCUUUGCACGGAGAUGUGCAACAUGUUUGAAGCAGAUUUUACGGUAUCUGGGAAGGUGGAAGUGCAGCGCUGCAGUGAUGCAUACAUUUUACCGUGAGAAAGGCAGUCAGUCCAAUUCACUGGCAUGUUUGCCAAACUGCUGUACUGUAAUUUCAGAGAUGAUUGUACAAUGUAUCACAUGAAUUGUGGUUUCAGGUAAAUAAAACUGAUAUACAUGAAAUGCA
Molecule: messenger RNA, 6434 nt
Organism: Myripristis murdjan (pinecone soldierfish)
Lineage: Eukaryota; Metazoa; Chordata; Actinopteri; Holocentriformes; Holocentridae
Product: sarcoplasmic/endoplasmic reticulum calcium ATPase 2-like
Exons: 20
Coding region: 479-3604 (1041 amino acids)
Biological process (GO): calcium ion transport
Cellular component (GO): membrane
Molecular function (GO): ATP hydrolysis activity; P-type calcium transporter activity; ATP binding
Source: RefSeq, a predicted model, not a curated record